CAUUUUACUAUUUAGCGAAAUGAUUAAAUAAUUGAGUUGUCAUUGGUCAAGUAAUUGUUAGUUAAACAUAUUGAGUCAGUUCACUUGGCUUAUCGCUUCCGUGGAUUUAAUGGUUUCAUGGAUUUUGUAGACUUCAUGGCUUCUACAAUUGUUAUUUAUUAUUUAAUUAAAAAAAAAAAUUGGAAACGAAUAACCAACCUCUCACAAACCAGUAAGGUCACAGCUUUUUCUUUAAGCCAAUCAUUUAUUGUAAUCGGAUUAGAUUUGCCGAUGGGUUUUGAACUUAUCAAGUUUCCAAUGAUAGAAAUCAAGCAAAAAAGGAUAUGUUGUGUUGGCGAUAAGUGGUGAGGGUAUAAAUCAUAGGACGAAGACAGUGGGCGAUAGUGAGAAAAACAAGCACUUCAGCGUAGAAUGAGGGAAAACAAGGCACACAAUAAUAAGAACAAGUCGGUUGCUCGCUGUUUCAGAUAUCUUAAUUGG
Messenger RNA from Ascoidea rubescens DSM 1968, 480 nucleotides. RefSeq lists its product as uncharacterized. The transcript has a single exon. The coding region runs from base 136 to 348 and encodes 70 amino acids. The record is from RefSeq and is a predicted model, not a curated record. NCBI's taxonomy places the organism in Eukaryota, Fungi, Ascomycota, Saccharomycetes, Ascoideales, Ascoideaceae.